CAUGAUAAAACUUGUGCUGUUGCCCCAUUAAAAGAAAAUAAAUGAAUGAAAAACAUGCUCUAGAACUUUUUCAAUCAUCAAUUAUAUUCAGAUUGAACGCAUUCAAAACCCUUCAUUGUACAAACAAUAUAACUUGAGAAAGAAGGAUGUUAAAGAACAUAUGGUGUCUUCACAUCCUGUUGAGAGAGAACUCUUCCAUGGGACUUCACAGAACGAUGCAGACACGAUAUGUACAGAUGGUUUUAACAGAAGCUUUGCUGGGAAAAAUGCUACACUGUAUGGAAAAGGUUCUUAUUUCGCUGUCAAUUCAUCUUACUCCAUGGAUUAUGCAUCAUCGUGCAUGUUUCUUGCAAGCGUUAUCACAGGGGAUUAUUGCCAAGGUCGCCACAGUAUGAUAGUACCUGAUGUGAAGCCUGGCAGAGAUGGAAACAACAGAAGAUAUGACAGCGCUGUGAAUUCAACCACUAAUCCGACCAUUUUUGUUUCUUUCAGCGACCCUAAUGUAUAUCCAAGCUAUCUACUCACAUUAAGAUAAAUAUAUUUACCUUUAGUUGUACUUUACAAUGUAGCACCCUUUAGGUGUCAGGGUGAUGGGUCAACUCUUGCCUAAAUCUUGGGUGUCAUGCUGUAGUCCUAGUUCCCCAUCCUAUGUAGAAUAAAAUCUUAGUAUUUUGUUUGUUUUUCACUGCUUAGUAUUAUCCAACCAUGUGCAUUUUAAAAACAGUUCCUGCCUACAUGAUCUUCAUUAGUUUGCUGCCUCAUGCUUUCCUUUGGACUUACAGUUUAAGCCAGAGUUGACUAAUUACCGCAUCUCCCAUGGUGUUGCAGUAUGGGCCUUACCAUAUAUUGUGUUAGUAGUUUUUAGGUUGAUAAAGCUGCCUUGGCAAAUUAUGCUGUCUGCCGAUUUUGCAAAAAAAGUUUUGCAUGGAAUUAAAACUUUCUUUCAAAUUAAAUUAUCACUUGGCAAAUUAGUUGAUUUUUCUGCUUUAACCUUUCUAUUAAAAAAAUACCACUCUUGUGUAUCUGCCUAUGGCCCUAUAUCAAUAUAACUACUUAACUGAUUUCGUUUUUUCUGCUGUUCGUAUCACAGUAUUGCUGUAUCAGCCAUUCAAUUAUUAUUUCAUAAUCCAUCAUUUGUUGCUCUAAUUAUUCAAUCAUUUUGUUUUAAAGUGUUGCAGUUCCUGAUUGAAGUUCAUAAGCUUGCUUUGUAUAGAAUUUCAUUUGCAUCAAUUGCAAUUAAACAUAAAAUUCCAAACUG
This is a messenger RNA of Ciona intestinalis (vase tunicate), 1258 nucleotides long. Lineage: Eukaryota; Metazoa; Chordata; Ascidiacea; Phlebobranchia; Cionidae. The record is from RefSeq and is a predicted model, not a curated record.